AUGAAGAUUGACGCUUUUGAUGUUGAACGUUGGAUGGACCGGUACGAGCUACAGGCCAAGUACAACCUGGGCGAAACCUGCGUGGCUUCCAUCACCAUUGAGGAGCUGCUCGAGAUCGCUGGCAAGAGCAAGGAGAGUCUUCUGGCCGAACUGCUACCGAUGCGGAUGACUUAUGGUGCGAUUAAAGGGUCGUCGCAUCUCCGCGCGGGUAUUGCGAGGCUCUACAGUAACCAGACCGAAGACAACAUCCUUGUCACUCACGGCACCAUCGGGGCGAACUCCUUGGUGUACGAGACGAUUGUUUGCCCUGGCGACCACGUGAUUGCGGUCUUGCCAACCUACCAGCAGCACCAGUCUAUCCCGAAGUGCUAUGGCGCCGAGGUGGAAUUCCUCCAUCUGCGCCCGGAGAACCUGUUCUUGCCGGAUCUGGCGGAGCUGGAGAGGAAGUUGCGGCCGAACACAAAGCUUAUCGCGCUCAACAACCCGAACAACCCCACUGGCUCGCUGAUGGAUGAGGCGUUCCUGCGCAGAAUUGUCGAUAUCGCCAAGAAGAGCGGCGCCUACAUUCUCUGUGACGAGGUGUAUCGCGGUUUAAACGAUGUAGACCAAGGCACUGGCUUCAAGAAAUCUUUCACGACGUCCAUCGUGGACCUGUACGACAAGGGCAUCAGCACUGCCAGCAUGAGCAAGACGUUUUCGCUGGCCGGCCUCCGUCUUGGCUGGAUUGCCAGCAACCUUCCUGAGUUCCUCGACUCGGUGGUGAUGCAUCGCGACUACAACACCAUCAGCGUGGGGAUGCUGGACGAUUACUUUGCCGCUAUGGCCCUCGACGCCGUGGAUAAAGUAAUGGCUCGCUCACUGGAACUGACGCGCAAGCACCGCGCCAUUUUAGACGAGUGGGUGCGCCAGGAGCCCAGCGUGUCCUACCUACGUCCGGCGGCAGCACGACGGCCCUCCUCAAGCUCCCUGAGUGCGGCCUCAACUCGUGGGAUUUCUGCGUAA
Molecule: messenger RNA, 1002 nt
Organism: Bactrocera neohumeralis
Lineage: Eukaryota; Metazoa; Arthropoda; Insecta; Diptera; Tephritidae
Product: capreomycidine synthase-like
Exons: 1
Coding region: 1-1002 (333 amino acids)
Biological process (GO): biosynthetic process
Molecular function (GO): catalytic activity; pyridoxal phosphate binding
Source: RefSeq, a predicted model, not a curated record